Molecule: messenger RNA, 449 nt
Organism: Pseudomassariella vexata
Lineage: Eukaryota; Fungi; Ascomycota; Sordariomycetes; Amphisphaeriales; Pseudomassariaceae
Exons: 2
Biological process (GO): secondary metabolic process
Source: RefSeq, a predicted model, not a curated record
AUGACUCACCUGGACGAGGUUCGUGCUGCCAACAAAGAGCUUGUUAAGACGAAACCAUUCGUUGCAGUCUUCGGCGGAGGCACGUCUGGUAUCGGGGAGUGUGGAGUCCAGCAACUCGCCGCCACUUUUGGAGACGACGGCGACGGCCUCAGGGUUUACAUCGUGGGACAAAAUAUGGACGCAGCGGAGAAGAUUAUUGCGGACUGUCGGCAAAUAUGCCCCGCAGGAGGCUUCAAGUUUCUCAAAGGCGACCUGGCCCUUAUCAAGGAGGUUGAUCGUAUCUGCGCAGAGAUCACGCAGGCGAAGCAGAUGCGAACGAAGAUACAAGGCACUGCGGCGAAGAUAGAUCUGUUGGUGUUGUGCCAAGGCAUAUUGGCUUUCUCAGGACCAGUGUACACUGAGGAGGGCCUCGACAAGUAUACUUCACUCUUCUACUAUUCACAGAUGCG